Messenger RNA from Physella acuta, 1295 nucleotides. RefSeq names its product proteasomal ubiquitin receptor ADRM1. Gene Ontology annotation, molecular function: endopeptidase activator activity; proteasome binding. Gene Ontology annotation, cellular component: nucleus; cytoplasm; proteasome regulatory particle, lid subcomplex. The record is from RefSeq and is a predicted model, not a curated record. Lineage: Eukaryota; Metazoa; Mollusca; Gastropoda; Physidae.
GAACUUCCUGUGACGCAGCAACAUCAGACAUUACAAAAUGGCGGCGCUCUUUGGCAACACUGCUUCUUCUCGCAAUCAAAGCAAAAAUUUAGUAGAGUUCCGUGCAGGAAAGAUGCACAUGAAUGGUAAAAUGGUUACGCCUGACAAAAGGAAAGGACUUGUUUAUGUCCACCAGUCAGAAGACUCACUAAUGCAUUUUUGCUGGAAAGACCGUACUACAGGAUCAGUCGAAGAUGAUUUAAUUAUCUUUCCUGAUGAUAUUGAGUUCAAGCAUGUAAGCCAGUGCACAACAGGAAGAGUGUAUGUCCUCAAGUUUAAAUCAUCAUCUAGAAAAUUCUUCUUCUGGCUUCAGGAACCAAAGUCAGACAAAGACGAGGACAACUGCAAGAAAGUCAAUGACUUCCUAAAUAAUCCACCAACACCUGGUUCGUCUAGGGGUGGGGGCGGUGGUGGUGUUUUACCAUCUGACCUGUCCAGUCUGGGUGAACAGGACCUUCAAAGUAUCCUGGGUGGCAUGAGUCAACAGCAGCUGAUGCAGCUACUUGGUGGCAUUGGUAUGGGAGGAUCCUCAAGUCCUGGUGUGCUGGGCUCUUUGAUUGGCCGUCCUAGCAGUGCUCAGUCCACUGCAUCUGAGCCACCUCUGAGAAGUCAGUCAUCUGCUGCAAGGGCUACAACUGCAGACACCACACCAUCCCAGCCACGCCCUGUCACUGCUGCCGCCCUCCCCUCCCAGUCAACUGCAGGUGAUGCCACUCGAGCCGCCCCUCAAGGAGCCAGCAGCGCUGCAGCAGCAGCAGCCGUUUCCUCUGGAGCCAGUGCUCAGAUUCAGCUCAGUGACUUACAGAACAUCCUCUCUACUAUGAAUGUUCCCUCAGGGGGUGCUGCUAAAGAAGGUGUGGACUUGGCCAAAGCUCUGAGUCCUGAAGCCAUGAUCCCCAUCUUGGCAAACCAUGAAGUUCAGGAGAGGCUCAUCCCAUUUUUACCUGAGGGGGAGUCCCUGCCUAAGACGGAGGAAGAACUGCGCAAUACUGUCCAGUCUCCUCAGUUUCAGCAGGCCCUGAGCUCCUUUAGCUCAGCUCUUCAGUCGGGUCAGCUGGGCCCUCUGAUGUCACAGUUCGGUCUAGGCGAGGAUGUGGCUAAUGCUGCUGCCCAGGGGGACAUGGAAGCAUUUGUUAAAGCUAUGCAAGAAGCCACCAAGAAGAAAGAUGACUCCAUGGAGCAUUAGCUUAGUCCUGGCACUCUGAACAAGGACAGUCACUCUCACAAUAGCAAGCAGUGUUUGAUAGACAGCAUCA